Molecule: messenger RNA, 675 nt
Organism: Halteromyces radiatus
Lineage: Eukaryota; Fungi; Mucoromycota; Mucoromycetes; Mucorales; Cunninghamellaceae
Exons: 3
Coding region: 1-675 (224 amino acids)
Source: RefSeq, a predicted model, not a curated record
AUGAAACUUCUUCUUUAUUUACUUUCUCUUUUUGUUCUCACGAUCGCAACAACAUCGGCCUCAUCAAAGAUUAAUGUUAGAGCAUUAGGAGAACCUGAACCAUACCCUGAGGAUACUCUACCAGGAGCAUUAGCAUCCAUGCCGAUCGAUGGAGCUGUUACAAUUUACUUUGAUCCGUAUGGUGUUGAUUAUUGGAAUAAUGAGACAAAUGUUUGUCUUAGUUGGAUUAUUGGACUUCCAAAAAACAAUUCAACUGAUAAUCAAUGUAAUUUUGAUGAAUCUAAUGAAUGUUUGAAGACUUUGACCUCUAAUCCUUGCCAACAAGCUGUCCAAGCGCCUUCAGAUAAAUGUAAAAAUCAACUUCAGUUAAUUUCAGGUUUUGCUAGAAUCAAUUCAUAUUAUCCAUCAGUGACUCCACUUUCUUCAUUUAACACUACAUUAAGUAUUCAAGGAUUUUGGGAGGACAAAUCUAUCAUGAUGGCAUAUUCAAGUAAAAAAAAAGAUUCUCAAGUGAACCAACGUACUUUGACAUGCGGAAAUCUUCGUUUAGGACAUGGUUCUAUCGGUGAUUUUAAGUUUGAUGAUGAACAACCUGCGGAAAGUAGUGCUCAUUUAAAAACUACUCGGACUUUGUACUUUGUCUACGCUUUGUUCAUAAUACUCUUCCUCUUUUAG